AUGACUGACGAGAAGAUAAUUUACGGAAAAGCUGAAGUGAAUGAGGCAACACUUGAUUACUGCAUCAUAGGACCGGCGAAUGGUCCCUUAGUUAUUACCCUUCACGGAGGAAGGGGCUUUGGAAGCAAAGAGGGAGACUUCGAGGUCUACUCGAGACUUGCAAAGUUCGGUUAUAAGGUUUUAGGUUUUGAUUUCAGAGGCCACGGAAAAUCGUCAUUUACCCCACCAUUCACUUUCUCACAGAUAGUUGACGAUAUCGAUGCAAUGCGAAAGAAAUUCAUAAAUGCCGGAGAUAAAAAAUGCAUUAUAAUUGGCGGUAGUUUUGGUGGAUUUAUUGCCCAAAAGUACGCUUUAACUUAUCCGGAAAACCUUUCACACUUGAUUCUUCGGGGAACUGCUCCCAGUUAUCACCAUGAGGAAGCAGCAUUUAUCGAACUUAAAAAAAGACUACCAAAUUUACCAAUUGCCUCUGUCAAUAUGCUUGAGAAAGUAUUUUCGAAGUUUGAGAGUGAUGAAGAAAUGCGACUAGUUAUGUUUGCACUCGGUCCCCUUUAUUCUGAAUCUUACGACGCAGAUGCUGGUCUUAGAUCAUGCCUCGAAACUAGAUAUAAAGCUGCAUCUCACAACCAACUAUACUCCGAGCAGGAGAAAUAUUUUGAUUAUCGACAGGAACUACCAAAUUUGAAAAUUCCAACCUUUAUUUUUGAUGGAGAAGAGGAUUGGAUAUGUCCCAAAAGUCAAUCUGAAUUGCUCCAUAAGUUGAUUCCUAAGUCAGAGCUCUACAUUUUUCCAAAUGCAAACCAUAGUGUCCACCGGGAGUUCCCUGACCUUGUCGUAGAGAGAAUUCGAAUAUUUCUCAACAAGGAAACAAACUGA
Brettanomyces bruxellensis is the source of this 876-nucleotide messenger RNA. RefSeq lists its product as uncharacterized. The record is from RefSeq and is a predicted model, not a curated record. Gene Ontology annotation, molecular function: peptidase activity. Gene Ontology annotation, biological process: proteolysis. The transcript has a single exon. Bases 1 to 876 code for a protein of 291 amino acids. Lineage: Eukaryota; Fungi; Ascomycota; Pichiomycetes; Pichiales; Pichiaceae.